UUCUUUAUAGUCUUCUUUCUCUUUUUUUUUUUUUUUUUUUUUUUGAAAAAAAGUAUUAUGGUUAUUUUCAGUAGAACAUUAUUUUUUCUUAUUACGAUUUUUACGCUAUCAAUAAUUGUUACCUUUGCACAAGAACCUAUAGAAUACACUGAAAGUUUACCUGGUUUUCGUUUUGGAGGCUCAGAUACAUAUAAGGAUGGAACAAUCAUAUUACUUUUUACUCAAGGAAAUAAUCAAACAAAAUUUUUAGACACAAAAAUUCAUUUACGUAUUAUCUUUGUUAAUAGAACAAUUCUUCCUGUAGAGAUUAACUAUAACUCGCUUCCUGAUUUUAUUCCUCAAUGUAACUCUAUAAAUCCUCUUUUAUGUGCUACGACUUUAACACCAAAAGCAUUAAUAGAGAGAUAUGUUCUUAUAGAAUCCAGUCAAAAUGGAUCACCUCAUAAACAGAUAAUUAUUUCAUGGGAUGGAAUAAUAUAUGGGUACGAGUUUUAAGAUUUUUUCUUUUCAUAUGCGUUUAUAAAUCUUUUAAGUGAUUAAUGUUAAUGUUAAUUUAGCGUAUAUGACAUAAAAAAUAAAUAUCAAGUGACAACUGAUCUUGAUUCCAAACAAGAAUUUUUCAUAUCAGAAUUACAAAAUGCUACAACACUAAUAUGGAGAAGAUUUAUCGUUCAAAAUCAAAAUGAAUUAAAAGAAGAGAAUGGAACAUAUAACGUAUUUAAAGAUAAUACUUUUAUAUAUUUGUAAGGGUUUUUUUUUUAAAAAAAAAUUUAUUAACUAAAUUAAUUUUAUUCAAGACUAUAAAUUUUU
Rhizophagus irregularis DAOM 181602=DAOM 197198 is the source of this 810-nucleotide messenger RNA. The record is from RefSeq and is a predicted model, not a curated record. Lineage: Eukaryota; Fungi; Glomeromycota; Glomeromycetes; Glomerales; Glomeraceae.